Molecule: messenger RNA, 2211 nt
Organism: Lodderomyces beijingensis
Lineage: Eukaryota; Fungi; Ascomycota; Pichiomycetes; Serinales; Debaryomycetaceae
Source: the annotation of a GenBank genome assembly
AUGGGUAGAAGAGAGCACUUAACCAAGCACAAUAAUGAUAGUGAAGAUUCUCUCAUUGAAGCCUUUGAGACAACGCUUUCGAUAAGACCCAGCACCACGGAGUAUGAAGAAAACGACAUUUCAAUUGACCACACUGUGCUCCCCAACGCUACAGUCAACUAUACCCAUGAUUUAUCCAGCAUUGUCGACGUUGAAGAGCUUGAGGAACAGGAACAAGAGUCGGAGCAGAUCCCCAAGUUUAAAGCUCGCAGGAGGUACAGCUUGCUCCCGACAAUCCAAGCCUACAAGAAAGUGGGAUCGCCCGGGUUUGAAGAGCAUAACUACAGUCUGCAGACGGUGGACCUGAAGUACUAUGAGAUUCUCAAGCCGAGUCCUUUAGUGGAUGAAAAAUUGCUCAAGUACCAGCAUACGUUUAGUGACUUUAUUGAAUCUAACCCGCACAUCAACAAGGAGUCGCCGCGGUUCCAAUUUGACGCAGACAAGACCUUGAUUGUGUUGUCGCCGUAUAGUCCCGAGCACGCGUUUGGCCGAAAAUGGGUCACCAAAUCGUAUCUCGCUACCAUCUUUGAACGGCCUCAACGAUUGUUAGCUUGCUGUAUCGGGGUUGCAGCCGCCAUCACAAUGUACCCUUUUUAUUACAAAUUGAUAAAUUCGACCAAACGGUCCUCGGUGUUUGCCUCGCACGUGAGAAAGAUCCACGGACGCAACUGGCCCAAGAAAUUGUUUGAGCUAUGUUUGGAAAGUCAAGACAAGUUGAAUAAGGACGAGUUGGAAGUUCCCCAGGAUUGGAACUCGGGGGAUAUUUAUUUAACGCCCAAGACGAUCAAUGCCAUUGAGGGCGUCAUAGGGACAAUUGAAACCGCAGUGGAUAAACUUUUCAAGCCGAGUUCACCGCGCAGUUCACUUUCGCCAAGUGGAGUUGCUGAUCUGGGGAAAAAGAACCACAAUUUGGCUUUUGUUGUGAUACGGCCUCCGGGGCACCAUAGCCACGCGUGCUUGCCGAGUGGGUUUUGCCUACUCAAUAAUGUCCAGAUUGGGAUAGAAUAUGCAUUUGAAAAGUAUGGCGUCACUCACGCGGUGAUUUUGGACAUUGAUUUGCACCAUGGAGACGGCUCGCAGGAUAUAUGUUGGGAGAGAGCCGGAUUCACGGGAGAUUAUGGACAGCAAGAAGAAGACGAGAUCAUUGAUCCUAAACUCAACCCACGCGACGACUACGGCAAGCGAUUUGCCACCUAUCCUAAAGUUGGAUACUUUUCGUUACACGAUGUCAAAUCCUACCCGACUGAGCUCGGGUACGCGACAAAGGAAAACAUUAAAAACAGCUCGACUUGUAUAAUGGACCACGACUUGAACAUCUGGAACGUGCAUUUACAGCCGUGGGCCAACGAGGAAGAGUUUUAUAAGCAUUACCUGACGAAAUACGUGGCCAUUCUCAACCGCGCCAACCAGUUUCUCAACAACUCGAAAAAGCAAUACGAGCAAGAAAUCCAGGCGUAUCAAGCUGAGCUCGGCAAAUACACCAAGCUAAUGUCGAGACCCAACUUGAGCGGCGCCGAUGCGCAGAAACUCGAAAAACCGACACCGCCACCGCCAUUCACUCCGCUUAUAGCCAUCUCAGCCGGAUUCGAUGCCUCGGAGUAUGAAAACCCCCAGAUGCAAAGACACGGAAUCAACGUGCCCACGUCAUUUUACGCGUCAUUCACUCGCGACGUGGUCAAACUUGCCAAAUUGCAAACUAACGGCAAGGUGAUUUCGUUUCUUGAAGGGGGAUAUUCGGACGGUGCGUUGUCAACGGGGAUCUUUUCGCAUUUGAUAGGUCUUAACAAUGACGACGAUUUGCAAUGGAACCAUACUUGGGGCUCAGAACAAGUUGUUAAGGAGCUAGUUAAAGGGUGCAAGAAAAACUGGGUGCCUUACAAGCAGCCCAAAAGCGACAUCACGAUAUGGGCUAACGAGGUUAUUAAAUUGGGGAGAAGCAUGAUGCCCAAUGCCAUUUUGCCUGCUAAUCAUAUCUACCGAGAUCUGCAGCUGAACGAGGAACAAGCGAAAGUGGUCAAUAGGAUGAUCAAGGGGUUGAUGGAUAACGACGGCGGCGUUGGGAUUAUCGAGAGUCCCAAGGUCAAAAAAGAUUCAGUUGGCAGUAGCGGUGGUGGUAACGAUGAAAAGGUUGAAAAAAUUAGACAUACUAGAUCGUAUUAUAAACGUGUUUGA